Microthlaspi erraticum is the source of this 309-nucleotide messenger RNA. The record is from the annotation of a GenBank genome assembly. NCBI's taxonomy places the organism in Eukaryota, Viridiplantae, Streptophyta, Magnoliopsida, Brassicales, Brassicaceae.
AUGAUCACAAGGAGAAUCAUCCCCAACGUUGUCACUUUCAAUGCGUUGAUUGACAGUUUUGUGAAAGAGGGAAAACUUGUAGAGGCUAAAGAACUGUACAAUGAGAUGAUGCAAGAGGACUAUGUAAGAAAGGCUCACUGUCCGAAGCUGACCUGUUGUUUAGAAAGAUGGGAGAGGAUGGGAUUGCACCAUAGUGGUACAUACAACACACUAAUCCGAGCACAUCUCGGGGGUAGUGGCCUAACCACUUCAGUUGAACUCAUCGAAGAAAUGAAGAGUGUGGAUUCUCUGCAGAUGCUUCCACCAUGA